Calidris pugnax (ruff) is the source of this 2270-nucleotide messenger RNA. It is a transcript of the gene IBA57, whose product is annotated as IBA57 homolog, iron-sulfur cluster assembly. Gene Ontology annotation, molecular function: protein binding. The transcript has 3 exons. The coding region runs from base 865 to 1431 and encodes 188 amino acids. Lineage: Eukaryota; Metazoa; Chordata; Aves; Charadriiformes; Scolopacidae. The record is from RefSeq and is a predicted model, not a curated record. Gene Ontology annotation, cellular component: mitochondrial matrix.
UUGAACUCGUCGUCUCCUGCCACCAUCACAUUCACAGCUCCUGAAAAACGAGCCCCGUCUCUCAGGGUUUUAAAUUCGGUGGGUUUGAGGCCGGGGGCUCGGUGCCGGCACCGUUUGUCCCGGUGAACACGGACGGCUCCGUUUUGCAGGGUUCAUUUCGGGCCAGCCGAGCCCCCCCCUCCCUGCAGAGCAGCACAGGCGCUGGUGUUGGCAGCAGCAAGAGGCAGAACGGCCUUAAAACCGACUGGCGGCAGCUGGAGAAAAGCAAUCAUCACAAAUGACAGGCAUGACUCACGGCCAUGUCUUGAACCGCGGGAUGAAUUCCAGCCCUAACGAGCUGCAGCGGAACCCGGGGCUACCCGGGCCCUUCAGAGUCCGCUUCCCACAGCACUAACAAAUGUUAAAAGAGGCAAGAGAACAAGCACCUUCAGCCCCACAAUUUGGAGUUUUAUUUCUGUUCAGCGUCAGUCAGUAGAAAAUUCCCACUGUCAAACACUAUCGCCUGUUCCAGAACAGAGCUGACAGUUUUUCCAGACGCGUUAAAAGGAUGGGGGCAGCCGAUGAAACAUUCAGUAACAUAAACUACAGAAAUAUAAGUAACGGAGCAUUAAAGUACAGUGGAAAACAGGAACCUCUGGAGCAGCAGCAGCAUUUUCCAGCGCGCUAGCCAAACCACCACUGGAGGAGAAUGGGCUUCACGAGAAUCCAGAAGAAGAGCCACACAUCCUGCUGGAGUGUGACGGCGGCGUGCUGGAGGCCGUGCAAAAACAUCUCAAACUGUACAAGAUCCGGAGGAAAGUAAACAUCGCCCCUCGCCUUGACCUCUCUUUGUGGGCCGUCGUCCCCGGGGAGCGGGCUGGAGACAUGGCCGCUUCCCUGGCCAAAUCUGCAGACCAGGCCCUGCUCUUAACUCCUGACCCCAGAACAGAAGUCAUGGGCUGGAGACUGAUUACAAAGAAAGGAGUAAAUCCCUCGGAGGCUAUCCCUGGGAGUCAGAUUGGAAAUAUUGAGGAUUACCACAGGCACAGGUACCAACAAGGAAUUCCCGAAGGUGUGCAAGAUCUCCCUCCAGGAGUAGCCCUCCCUCUGGAAUCCAACCUGGCCUACAUGAAUGGCAUCAGCUUCACCAAAGGCUGUUACAUCGGGCAGGAGCUGACAGCCAGGACCCACCACAUGGGCGUCAUCCGCAAGCGGCUGCUGCCGGUCCGCUUUUCGGCUCCUCUUCCCAAGGACAGCAUUCCCGAGGGUGCCGAGAUCGUCACCGAAUCGGGAAAGUCAGCUGGCAAAUUCCGGGCUGGAGGAGGUGAUCUGGGUCUAGCUUUGCUGAGGUUGGCAAAUAUCAACGAACCUCUCUACCUUAAUAUCGCGGGUGAUAAAGUCAAGCUCACUGCAAAUACACCCGAGUGGUGGCCAAAAACUGCUGGUAAAUAACCCAGGAACCCCCAUUUGCCUUAUUUUUUGUGUGUGUGUGGUAAAUUUGGGAAGGCAGCUCUGCCUUCAGCUGUCGUUUGUGUGGUGUUUGAGGCAGGAUUCUAGGAUUUUCCGAAUCUCUUGUGUGCACUGAAUGUUUCUGUUCAGAAUAAUGAUUCUGGGGUGUCUUUUUUUUAACGGCGAGUGUGUCGCUCUUCCCUUGCACAAGUUACAUACUCAGGCUAAAGUGUUCACUGCAAAGGACUCCUUGCAUUGAGCUGCUUCUUAAACUUGUGUUUUUUCCCACCACUCCAGCUUCUAAUUAUGUUCAGGAAGGGGAAUAAUACCUUGUACUCUGCUUGAUUUUAAUAAGUAGUCCCAGUGGGAAAGCUCUCAAACAUCCCGGUCUCCGGCUUCGGUGCCGGCAGAGGGAGCACGGCCAACAGCAGCCACCUCCUCUGCCGCUCCCGACCUCCGUCCUUCGCCCAAACAACCAUUUUGGAGAGGAAAGGGUUAUUUUAUAGAAAGAAAGUCCACUGGGUGCGUGCCCUGGGGCGACUGUUGUAUCCUUGUAUCACCAUAAAUCCAUCCUGUGCCCGCUCUUGGAAUGGUGUGUGGUGUGGAAGGAGGUGAUGAGAGAGAUGAGCUGGUUUGAUCCCCUUCUGACCAAAAAACCCAAACUUUUGCAUGCCUUCUUUCUAACAAAAAACCGUCCAAAGCACGUUCUGCCUCUGUUUCGGGGUCACUGGAACUGUGAAGGGGAUUUGUGAAAAAUGCUCAUAUUGGUUGAAACUCUUUGCUUGCUGUAAAAUGAGUUUGUGGAAUCUCUCAUUAAAAGUUUAUUGUAUCAGUAAUUUAAA